AGGGUUCUAAGGAGCAGCCCAUCCACGAACGCCAACUGCUAAAUCGCCACUUGCCGACCGCCGACCGCCGACCGCCGACCGCCUACGCUUGGACGCCUGCGGGAUUCCGCCCUGCCCCUUAUCGUCUUCUGAAUCCAUCAGUCCUCGCUCCUCUGCCUUCUGGAGUUCUGGUGCGGCUGUGCCACCGUACCAGUGGUGUGCUUCCGCCUUACGGCCUACUGCCUACUGCGCUUUAGCGAUUAGGAUCCCUUUUCACCUUCAGGCUUCAGUUUGUAGAUGUCUUUCACUCCUUUUUCUAUCUAGUCAAUAAUAAGACUCAAGAUUCCCUCCUUGCUUCCGUGCUUCCGGCCUCACUAUACAGAAGCAAGUAAAAUGUUAUCCAGAAUUGCCAGUAUUCAGCUUGUGAGUUCUCAUCCGGAAGUAUAUGAACCGUGUGAUGAUUCAUUUGCAUUGGUUGAUGCAUUAUUGGCGGAUGAGGCUAACUUGUCAGAACACCGACCCAAAUUUUGCAUGGAAGUUGGUUGUGGCAGUGGGUACGUUGUUACGUCUCUAGCACUCAUUCUACGACGAUAUGAAGUUUUAGCAUCUAAGCCCCCCUCAUAUUAUAUUGCAACUGACAUCAAUCCUCAUGCGGUGAGGGUGACUCGUGAGACCGCAGAUGCCCAUAGUGUUGAUGUUGAGUGUGUCAAUACUGAUAUUGCAUCAGGAAUGGAGGGGCGUUUGGCUGGGUUAGUGGAUGUUUUGGUUGUGAACCCACCUUAUGUUCCCACCCCUGAAGAGGAAGUUGGUCGCGAAGGAAUCACCUCAGCUUGGGCUGGAGGUGAAAAUGGUGUUACUGUCAUCAAUAAGAUUUUGCCUGUUGCUGAUAAGCUUUUGUCUGAGAGGGGUUGGCUGUAUUUGCUCACACUUGUCGCGAAUAACCCCUCGGGAAUAUGCCUUCAAAUGAGAAAGAAGGGUUACGCAUCUAGAGUCAUUCUUAAGAGAUCCACUGAUGAGGAGAGCCUUCAUGUUAUCAAAUUUUGGCGGGAUGCCUCUAACUACCCGUUCACCUGGGCCAAAAAUUAGUUUAAUGAUGAAGAAUGGUCAAAGAAUAAAAUGUAAAUAAUGCAUUAGUGAUGUUCAAAUUUCCCAUACCCGGUGACGUCACAAGUCAGAGCUGUCACUCUCUAACAAGCAAUGCUUUCAAGGUAUGCAGAUGAUAUGCAUUUUGUUUAGGCAUUUACAUAGAAGUGUGCUGUGUGUAAGAACUUGCCAUUCAGAUUCUUUUGAUGGAACGUCGGCUUGUUUUGUAAUCUAAAUCACUUGAGUGGGAAGAGUGAUUGUUCUCCUUAAUAUUUCUCAUAUUGUCCAAUAAAGCCUCUGAAAAUCCUUUAGGAUCCUUCAGGAUCAGUUUUGGGCUUUUGGCGCAUGUACAAUUGGAUGAUUGAAUUGUUUUUUAAUUUCCAUUUAACCGAGGAAAGAGAAGUGUUUUAACCUUGCCCCCAGAGUUGUCGUUUUGAGCUUGUAUGAGAAGUUGUUUUGGGCUUCUAUCUGCUGAAAAAAGUUGGGGCUUUCCUCAUUGUACAUAAUGUACGCCCUGGCCACAUGACUCUGGGAAAGCAAUGUGUGUUAGAAAUUACGGGGUUCAGAAGGUGUUCAGCCUAGAUUUUCUUAACAUACAAGCUAUAUGGAAUUUUGCUGAUGCUCUCAUCUGUUCAAAGGUUCCAGGUCACCUCUUUUAGCCGGUUUGUUUUUGCCCAACAUAAUAUGGGAAUGGAUUUUGAUGCCCAACAUAAUAUGGGAAUGGAUUUUGAUGCCCAACAUAAUAAUUGGAAUGGCAUAGUUCCUAUUGCCAAAACAUAGCUAUUCUGUUGCAACCUACCCAGUCGGUGAUACAAAUACUUCGUAUAUGCUUUUGGUGAUCAAGAAAAUAAUUUCAGAUAAAAAAAAAUAAUAGUUGAAAACAGAUACCUGUGAUUUCAAUAAAUAUUUACUACCUCCGUCCCAGGGACAAGUUCUCACUUUCCAUUCUUGGCAGUCCCAACAAAAUGUUCUCAUUUCCUUAAAUAGAAAGUUAUCUCACAUUAAAAUAGUGCAAAACAGUGCCAAACAGUGUCGAAACAGUGCCAAACAGUGUCGAAACAGUGCCAAACAGUAAAAUUUACCCCUCAGUAACUUUAUUUCCUUAAUAUGUGUGAAAGUCAACCCGGGAACUUCUCCCUGGGACGGAGGGAGUAUUUGUUUAACCUGUUUCUUAUGUUAUUUUGGUUCCAUAUACAUACAAGUAUACAAACUGGCAGUCAUAUGAGCCCAGGGAAAAAGGUCACGCCACAUGUUUGUUAAAAUAUCUCAAAUGGAAUGCAAUUAAAAAAAGAACAACCCUUGAAUGUAGUACUCACGUCUGAUUUGCUUCAACUUCAGCUGGCUUUUACGAUUUUCACUUGUAUUUUGAUAGUUUGCUUUAUGUGAUGUUCAUAAUAAUAUGUAGUAAUAUAAUAAGACUUUCUUUUAUAAGGGAUCUCCUGUUUGUUUUAUUUAAAGGUAAGGUAUCGUAUUUGUUGCUGGACGAAGAGUACUUAAUUAUAUGCGUCUCAACUGUGAUUUUUACCAUUUAUUGGCACUUUACAUUUGCAUAUUUCAACCAUAUGUUCCGACAUUCCCGUGGAAUUAGUCUGAGUGGUGGUAUGCUAACAAAGGAGGCCGUGGUCCACAGCAUUUCCGGGUCAUGGUCGUGGUAGGGAAGGAUCCUCAUACUCAUGCAUCACAUGUUCAUGCGGUUCACAUCAGUGAAGCUCUACUUAGACAGUCAUCUACCAGACUACCACCAUCGACCAUGCUUCCAUGUUGAUGCUUUCUGGUGCUCAAUGGAACACUUUGCUAAGUACUACGUAUGAUGAUAAAUGGUAGUACACAUUCUUGUAUAAUGGAGAAACUCACAUGUACGCAUAAUCUCUUCCUUUGAAUGGUUACUAGACAUAGGAGUAUUGUUCCAUAUGAUGGGCUCAAAAAUAUCUUCACUAGUCUCGAAAGAUGAAUAUAUUAUGCAAUUGUAAACAUUUAAUACCCUGCUAUUCCCGUUUCCAGAAACAUUUUAUUUAUCAUGAUAUAGGGGUGUUUGGAUCUGAUUCUUAAAA
This is a messenger RNA of Cuscuta epithymum, 3113 nucleotides long. The record is from the annotation of a GenBank genome assembly. NCBI's taxonomy places the organism in Eukaryota, Viridiplantae, Streptophyta, Magnoliopsida, Solanales, Convolvulaceae.